AGCUGAGAGAGAGAGAGAGCGCGCGCUUGAUGAGCCGAGUCUCCUCCCACCUGUUAGAGCUCUCCCUCUCGGCGCAACGCUUCCACCACCUCCUGAAGGCCUGCAUCGCCGGCCGAGACCUCGCCUCCGGUCGCGCCCUCCACGGCCUCUACGUGAAGUCCGCCGUGCCCCCCUCCACCUACCUCUCCAACCACCUCGUGCUCCUUUACUCCAAAUGCCGCCGACUCUCCCUCGCCCGCCGCUCGUUCGACGAAAUUGCCCAGCCAAACGUCUUCUCCUACAACGCCCUCCUCGCCGCCUACGCCCGCGACUACCCCGCCGACGUCUCUCGCUGCCUCUUCCUUCAAAUCCCCGCCCCCGACCUCGUCUCCUACAAUACUCUCCUCUCGGCGUAUGCCACCGAGGGCCGGGCUUCAGAGGCCCUCCAGCUCUUCUCCAACAUGCGCCACCUGGGCUCCGACAUGGAUGGAUUUACUCUUUCCUCUGUUAUUUCUUCUCUCACCAAUGGCGUCGACCAGUUGCACUGGCUCGCCAUUUCCUCCGGUCUCGAUUCUUACGUAUCUGUUAACAAUGCUCUGAUCAGUGCAUACAGUAAAGGUGGGAACUUGGAUGAAGCCAAGCAGGUUUUCGAAGAAAUGGGCUUUUCACGAGAUGGAGUUUCCUGGAAUUGUAUGAUAGUGGCUUAUGGGCAACACAGGGAGGGGCCAAAAGCUCUCAACUUGUUCCAAGAAAUGGUCAGGAGAGGCUUCGAGGUCGACAUGUUCACUCUGGCGAGUGUGCUGACAGCGUUCACGAGUGUGAAAGAUUUGUUGGGUGGCGAACAAUUUCAUGCUCAGCUGAUUAAGAGCGCAUUCGAGAGAAAUUCACAUGUGGGUAGUGGACUCAUUGAUCUGUAUUCGAAGUGUGGCAGGAUUCUUGAUGCGAGGAAGGUGUUUGAAGAGGUAGAUGAGCCUGACUUGGUUUUGUGGAAUACAAUGAUAUCAGGGUACUCUUUGAAUGAUGAAUUUUCUGAGGAGGGUCUUAAUUGCUUUCGAGAGAUGCAGCGGUCUGGGUUUCGCCCUGAUGAUUGCAGCUUUGUGUGUGCCAUCAGUGCUUGCUCGAACUUAUCAUCGCCGUCCCAAGGGAAGCAGAUGCAUGCAUUAGCCAUCAAGUCUGAGUUCCCAAACAACCAAAUUUCAGUUAACAAUGCAUUGAUUGCCAUGUACUCGAAAUGUGGUAACCUCAAAGAUGCUCACAGACUGUUCAAGAGGAUGCCUGAAUGUAACACAGUCUCCUUCAAUUCGAUGAUCGCUGGUUAUGCUCAGCAUGGACUAGGAAAUGAGGCACUGGUUCUGUUCAAGGAGAUGAUUGACUCAAACUAUGAUCCCACAAGCAUCACUUUUAUUUCAGUACUCUCUGCAUGUGCUCACACUGGAAGGGUUGAGGAAGGUCAGGACCAUUUCAAUUCAAUGAAUCAAAAGUAUGGUAUUGAACCAGGUGAAGAGCAUUACUCGUGCAUGAUCGACCUUCUUGCCCGUGCUGGAAAAUUUGAGGAAGUUGAGGAGCUUAUCAGGACAAUGCCUUUCGAUCCAGGAUCAAUUGGAUGGGCUGCAUUGCUUGGUGCUUGUAGGACUCAUGGAAAUGUAGAGCUUGGAGCGAAGGCAGCGGAGAUGCUCCUUCAGCUGGAGCCUUCAAAUGCAGCUGCCUAUGUGAUGCUCUCAAACAUGUAUGCAAGCACAGGGAGAUGGGAUGAGGUUUCUACAGUUCGGAAACUUAUGAAAGAUCGAGGGGUUCGGAAGAAACCUGGUUGUAGUUGGAUUGAAGUGGAGAAGAGGAUUCAUGUGUUUGUGGCUGAUGAUGUUUCACACCCGAGGAUUAAGGAGAUUUAUGAGUUUUUGGAGGAGAUGUCAAGGAAGAUGAAGCAGGCUGGGUAUGUACCAGAUGUGAGAUGGGCUUUGGCAAGGGACAAUGUUAUAGAAGGGGAAACAAGGUUGGGCCACCAUAGUGAGAAGCUUGCUGUUGCAUUUGGGUUAAUCAGCACUGGAGAAGGAGUGCCAAUACUGGUGGUGAAGAACCUUAGGAUAUGCGGGGAUUGCCACAAUGCAAUCAAGUUCAUUUCUGCAAUAGUUGGGAGAGAAAUUACUAUCAGGGAUGCGCAUAGGUUUCAUUGUUUCAGGGAAGGGAGUUGCUCUUGUGGAGACUACUGGUGAACGUAUCUGACUCAAGGCAGGAAAGGGUCCUGCCAUUUGGAAUACCACUUCCUGCUGCUGUGGUAAUGUGUAUGUUGAUCACAAUACCUGGGUUCAUAACUAGCAUCUCCAUGACAAGCUAAUAUAUAAAGCAGCGUGCAAAGCUAUUUUCCAGGGAGUCCAAUGAAUGUCAUCCAUCUUGAGUUAGCAGCCAAUGCAGUAGAUUUAUCACCAAUGCCCAAAUAUUCUGAGAUCCCCUUUGUUCACAAAUGGUUGCCACAGCUUCCAUCUGACACAGGUUGCAGGUUGUAAAGAAUUACCGAUCAUCAAUCAAGAGGAGAUAUGAGUCACAGCAUUCCACGAAUUUCUUGAUAUGGCUUGCAGAUAUUCUGAAGAAAAAUAUUCUGUUUAUUUAGUCCAAUUAAGGAGGUAUACUUAGGUUCUCUCAUCCUUCAGUGACUUCAUCCUAGGAAUGGCUAGGUGAACCAGUAAAGAAUGAGUACUUCAUGGGCAUUCUGCUACAAUACGGCUUUCUAUGGAGCAGACUUAUGCAAGGUACCAUCUGCCAUGUGGCAAUACUGAAGGCACUCAAGAUCAACAUCUGGGAAUUUGUUAGGUGCUGACAUAUCUUUGUCUCUGCAUAGUUCUCCUUCUCUGUGUAAACUACGGUCUCAAACAAGGUCAGUGGAUGCUGGUAACUUAAAAAGACCUUGUUACCAUCAUUGGGCAUUUUAGGUGCCA
Molecule: messenger RNA, 2909 nt
Organism: Elaeis guineensis (African oil palm)
Lineage: Eukaryota; Viridiplantae; Streptophyta; Magnoliopsida; Arecales; Arecaceae
Product: pentatricopeptide repeat-containing protein At3g49710
Biological process (GO): RNA modification
Molecular function (GO): protein binding; zinc ion binding; RNA binding
Source: RefSeq, a predicted model, not a curated record